AUGAACCGUCCGUCCUUCAGGCCGCGGCCGGUGGACAUCAAUAAGAAGCUCGCGAUUGUCCGAUCGACGGACGAGCUGAACGCGGAGGACGAGGGUAUCCUGCCGGCUCCGUCGAAGAAGGGACCGUCCGUGGAGAUCCCGACGCCGCACUGCGGCGUGGUCGAAGCGUACGACAAGCUCUACCCGGCGAACUUUCGCCAACCGUCGUCGUACAUUCGCAGCAAGCACGUGCGGCAGGACGAUGGCGUGUACGUGGAGUAUGAUUUGGACGACGAGGACGAGGACUGGCUGGAAGUGCUCAACCAGAACAGACUGCUGCUCGCUGCAGACAGGCUGGAGUGGAUGAUAUACCAGAUGGAGCUCCUAGAUGCGCGGGCGAGGGCCAAGGCAGGAACGGCUAUGCUGGCAGGGGCGGAACAGACAGGUGUAUCUGGGCAGGUGGCAUCUGGGGGAGUGCGAGUGCCUGUCCUGCUGCAGCAGCAACAAGCCGUGGAUGCGUUGAGAGCACAAGUACCGAGGCAGGCCAUCAUCGCUGCAGUGUACGACUACUGGCGGUCCAAGAGGGAGCGAUGGGGAAAGCCCAUUCUGAGGCGCCUGCAGCCCUCGCCGGCAAUCACAGACACCAACCCGUUCAACGUGUUCCGACCGAGAGAAAGAGCCCACCGCCCCAACACACGCCGAAUGCAGCGGAGGGAGAAUGACAUGGCAUCAUAUGAAAAGCUCGUGCAGGUCCAGAAGAACAUUGAAGAUGCCUUGCAACUGGCACAGGCUGUUGAGAGAAGGGAGGAGAGGAAGCGGGAACUGAUCCUAUGCGAAGUGACUCUGCAGCAAGCAGCGCUCUCAGAACGGGAAAUCACGGUGCAACAAGCAGAGGCCCUUGGGAUCAUCCCAGACCUCUCCUCCUCCAUCCCCAGGCCUUUCCCUGGAGCCACAUCAGACGACCAACACCAGCAGCAGCAACAAUACCAGCUCUUACCACCUCCUGCUGGCACCACCAUCACCACGACCACCAGCAGCGGCGCCCCUGCCUUUGUCACUCUAGGCGGCCUCCCUCCUGCGAAUCACUUUGACAAUAUCCUCUCAGUCACACGACGCCGGGGCUCCGUCGGAGCAGCAGGAAUAGCAACUGCAGGAUCAGCCGCAGCAGGGGGGAUGACACCUGGAGGAGCAGCAGGAGCAGGGGGGUGGGCCGGGUGGUUACCAGACGCGACUGUAACCUCCGGUCCGGUAACCGAUGCUGUGUCGCCUCUAGACCAUCUUCUCCCGCUGCUGAAGAAAAAGCGGCGGCGGCAGGUGGUGUUUCCCCGAGGAGGCAGGCUGAGCCGCGUGCUUCGUAGCGCCCCUCCCCCCGACAUUCCCAUGCCUUUCACUCGCUCGUUUUCACUUGAGCAGCUGUCUGCAAUGCGCAUACAGCCGCCUCUUCUCUCCCACCGGGCCCCUCCGGCGUCCCUCUGGCCUCCUCCUCCUGGUUCACUCUGCCUCCCGCCGUUGGUACCGUCAUCUGUAUCGGUGGUGGAGGGGAGAGGAGCGGUGGUGGCGAGAGAGGGUGUAGAGUUGAGGGUGAGGGGGAGGGUAGGCAGGGGGGGGAGGUUGAUAUUCGAUCGCUGGGAUGUGAUGGAAGGAAGGCCGUUAGUGGCGCCUGCACCUGCUAUCACUGCCGUUCCUGCUGCCGUGCCUUCUGCCAUUCCUGCUGCCGUACCUGCUGCUGCGGCUGUUGCUGGGCGUGCUGCCGUGCGAGAGGCAAACGAGAAGGAUUUGGCACCAAAUGCGUCCAUGCAGAAUGACCUGCAGAGUGCACCAAAUGACCUGCAGAGUGCACCAAAUGACCUGUCCUUGAGUGGAGCUGUAAGGAAGGAUUUAACCGUCAGCGCUGCUGCUAGGGAGGACUCUCAUCCUCCAGCAACAGCAGCAGCAACAGCAGCAACAGCAGCAACAGCAGCAGCAGCUGCUGGAAGCUCAGAUGCCUCUACUGGUGUAUCAGCAGCGGGGAACUGUGCUGUUCCUCCUCCUCCUGCCUCCGCUCCUUCUCCUGCUCCAAUUGUGUAUGCAUCUGCACCAAUCAACAGUCCUAUUACUUCCACUGUCCCACCCUUUGCUCCUCAAUCGAAGUCCGCUGCUCCUCCUGCAUUCAAUGCUGCACCUGCUACUGUUGCUGGGACUGGUGGUACUGCUGCUCCUCCGGCUGCUGCUGCUGCUGCUGCUGCUGCUGCUGCUGCUGCUGCUGCUGCCACAUCCCAAUCUGCAGCCAUUACCAACCAUUCCGCCACCGCAGCAAUUGCUGCUGUUCCUCACACACGAGCCCUUGCCCCUUUUCCUUCCCCUGCACCUACCUCUGCCCGUGCUUCUGCUGCUGCCGCUGCCGCUGUGCCUGGAACCACUAGACCCAUGACAAAUGUCAAUGGUGCGGGUAUAGGGUCCAAACCUGGACCCAACACUACUGCUGCUGCUGGUGGGGUAGCUUAUAGACGUUCAAACAGUGGAAAGGCUUUUGGGAUAGGCUCUUCCCAACCUGCAGCUGGUAGUAAUGCAGCGGAUGUACGAGGAGCAAGGGGUGGAGUGGGUGUCGGAGGGGUGCAGAGCGGUGUGAGGGAUGUGGGAGGGGUAAGAGGUGGAGAAGGGGGUGUAGGAGCUGCACGGGGUGGGGUGGGUGCAGGGGCGGUUAGGGAUGGUGCUGCUGGGUCAAAGGCUACAGUCCCAGGGGUGCCAGACUUGAAGACUCGAAGGGGUUCGUUGGAAGGGGGAGAAGGAAGGGUGGUUGGGGGGAUGAAGGAGAAGGAAAAGGGGGAGGGGGAUCUGGGGAGGAGAGAAGGUGACAAGAGCAGGAGGGAUGGAACGAGGGAGGGAAGAGGAGAGGGGAGUGUGAGGAAAGUAGGAGAGAGUGAGAGGAGGGACGGGGAGAGGGAGAGGAGGGACGGCGACAGAGGGAGAAGGGAAGACGAGAGGAGGGGGCGGGAGGGAGAACGGGACAAGAAGAGAGAUGUUCCGAGAGAGGUGAUUAAGAUUGUUGAUGUGAGGGAUAUUAUAGCGUCGUCCUUGCAGGGUAGAGACAGACGAAAGGAGGUGGUACUUAGUGCUGGUCUCAGGCGGGGGGGGAGUAAGGGAGGGGAAAGUGGAGGAAGGGAGGAAAGAGCGGUGGGUACGGGUGAGGAGGGAAGAGGGAGUAGAUGCGAGAAGGGGAGAGAGGAGGGUGUGAGAGAAGGGUUGGGAAGAGAAGGGCGCGUGGGAGGGGAAUCAGCAGAGCGAGAUUUUAGAAGCAAUGAGACUUUCAAUUCGCCUGCAGGGUUCGCGGGGGGGAGGCACUGUGAUAGCAGUGACAGGGAUGGGAGAAGGCGUGGUGUUGAGAGAGUGGGUGAGAGCCUCAGAGGAGGGGGUUUUGUUGAGGGAGACAGGAGGAGACAUCUGUUUGAAGAGAAGAGGCUUGGAGAAAGCAGCAGAGGGCACAAGGAGGAGAGGAGCCUGGGUGGGGUUAGGGGUGUGUUGUCUCCUCAGGAGAGGAAUCUGGGAGGGCUUUCUGGGCGGCAGGUCGAGAAGGAGGCAAGCAUGGGAGAGGGUUCAGGGCAACACGCAGGGAGGGAAGACAGGUGGAGGAUGAGGGGAAUGGAGGAGUUGGGCUAUGGCGGUAGAGGAAGGGAAUUUGGGCGGGGAGGGAGGGGAGGUGCGCGUUGGGAUGGUGGGCGGGAUGAUGCUGCUGCUGCUGCUGGUGGUGGUGGUGGUGGUGGUGGUGGUGGUGGUGGUGGUGGUGGUGGUGGUGGUGGUGGUGGUGGUGGUGGUGGUGGUGGUGGUGGUGGUGGUGGUGGUGGUGGUGGUGGUGGUGGUGGUGGUGGUGGUGGUGGUGGUGGUGGUGGUGGUGGUGGUGGUGGUGGUGGUGGUGGUGGUGGUGGUGGUGGUGGUGGUGGUGGUGGUGGUGGUGGUGGUGGUGGUGGUGGUGGUGGUGGUGGUGGUGGUGGUGGUGGUGGUGGUGGUGGUGGUGGUGGUGGUGGUGGUGGUGGUGGUGGUGGUGGUGGUGGUGGUGGUCGGGGUGAUGGGAGUCGUGAUGGGGUUGGCAGAUGGAUGGACAGGAGAGGCGGGCGGGGAGGGCGUGGGUGGGGAGAGCGAGGGGGUGGGAGAUUUGAGGGUUCUACCUGUACUGCUUUCCCUCAUAGUGCCAUGGCGCUUGGUGCUGCUCGUGAUGGUGCGGUGGGUAUGGGUGCUGCUCGUGAUGGUGCGGUGGGGAUUGGUUUUCAGGAUAGAAGAAUGACUGCAGCAGGAGAGAGGGGUCAGACAGAGAGAGGAGGGGCAGAGAGGGGAGGGGCAGAGAGGAGUGGAGAAGAGAGGAGAGGGGCUGAAAGUAACUCAGUCUGUAAGAGUGAACCAGUGGGGGAAGGCGGUUCGUUUGAAGGCGCUGGUGCGUUUCUUGAUGCUCCUCCUGGGUUCGGCCCUCCUGCUUUUAUCGCAGCUGCUUAUAAGAGGGCGUCAGGUGGAGAGACCACAGCACCAGAGGCCGGGGCAGGGAAACUAGUAGGAGCAGCAGCAGGCGUUGUGAAUGAGAGUGGAGAUAGAAUGUUUGGGGCAAAGGUGUGUGCAGCAGAGGGAGGGGGAGCAAGGAUGGGAACAGAGAUACAAGGAGGGGCGGGUGUAGAAAUGGGAGUAGAGGCGGGAGCAGGGAUGGGAGCAGGGAUGGGAGGAGCGAUGGGAGCAGGGGCGGGAGGAGAGGGGUAUGCGGUGGGGAUGGGUGCGGAGGAGUGUGAUGCGUGGUGCCUUCUGGAUGAAACGCUGGGGGCAACAAGUGGGCCUUUCCCUUUCAGUCACGUUCAGCAGCAGUUUGCAACAGGGGAGCUUCCGGAUCAUAUCCUGGCCUACCCGGAAGGCUCGGAUGCCGAGCCUAUGCCCCUGGCUCGGGUGCUGAAAGGGGAAGCUUCCGUGCUGCUUCACUUUGGGGUGUCCCUUCCGUUCAACUCCUUGCCUACAGCAUCUCAACAGCAACAGCCAGAGUUGAGAAUGCAGGAUCCCGAGCAGCAGCAACAAGAGCAGCAACAGCAGCAGCAGCAGCAGCAGCAGCAGCAGCAGCAGCAGCAGCAGCAGCAGCAGCAGCAGCAGCAGCAGCAGCAGCAGCAGCAGCAGCAGCAGGAGGAUCAGAAUCAGCAGGGAAGACAAGGCACCCAAGGGGCCGUUCUCUAUUGUGAUGCUGAGGUGGUGGCUGCAGUGUGGUGUGGGCAUCUCUUACCCAGCCUCAUGUUAUCAGACAUUCGCAACAUGCACGCUCCUCCCAUCUCCCUGGGGUUUCUGCUAGGGAGACACCCGUCUAAGCCACAGCAGCAGCAACAUCAGCACCAGCAACAGCAGCAGCCGCUGCAGCAGCAACAACAGCAGCAGCAACCGCUGCAGCAACAACAACAGUACCAGCAGCACCAACACCAGCAGCUACUCCCUUCCUCCACCCCUCCAUCCCUCGACGCCCUCUUUUCCUCCUCACUCUCUCUCGUCCGCACCCGCCUGCAUACCAUAGUGCUGCAAUCGCUGCACUGCCCCUCCUUCCUCAACGCUGCUGUUGGUCCCCACCUCACCUCUGCUCUCUCUAACCGUGCCUCUCCUCCUUUCCCCCAUCCCCUCCAUCCCCUCCCGGCUUCCCUCCCCGUGCCACGUCCUCCUCCUCUCCCACACUCCCCUCCUCCUACCCUCCCUCACUCCCCUCCUCACCACCUUUACUCACCUCCUCCCAUCCUCCCGCACUCCCCUCCACCGCUAUCCUCCGCGUUGAAUCUACUGCAGUCCACAUCCCGAGGGUCAGAGUGGGGUAGGAGGGUUGCUGCUUUGGCAGAAGCCACCACUGCUAGACUGGCUGCCUCAGAGGGUCGAAGGUACAAGAAGCGCGAGGAAGAGCAAGCGCAAGAGAAAGAGCAGGAGAAAGGGCAAGAGGGUCAGCAUGAGCACUGGGAACAGCAGCAAUUGCAGCAGCAGCAGCAGCAGCAGCAGCAGCAGCAUCUGGGAGGGGCUGAGGCUGAUUUUGAGACGUCAGGGCCUCCUGGGUUUGAGACGUCUAGAGAUUCAGUACCCCCGGGAUUUCAGCUGAGGAAAACCGAUGCGGACGGGCAGGGAAAAGGAGGGGCGGAGAGGAGGGAUGAGGGACGGGUGAGAUCUGAGGAAAGAAAGGGGAGAGAGAGCGUGGAUGAGGCAAGCUAUGUGGAGGAGGGAGGAAACGAGAUGGUGAGGGAGCAAGAGAAGAGAAAGGAUGAGGACUUAACGAAGAGCAGUGGUGAGAGCGGGGAUGAUAAGGUUGAGGGAAUUAGAGUGAGGGGGAAGAGUGGAGGAGGUGAGAUGGUUGGGGCGUUGGGUGGGGAACGAGUGAAGGAUUUAGCACAUUUUCCAGCAGGGGUGAAAGGGAGUUCUGCUAUAGGGGGAGGAGUGGUGAAGGGGAAGAGAGGCGGCUUUGAGAUGGGAGGAGGAUUGGAAGGGCGAAAGGGACAUGGUGAGGAGAAGAAGGUGCCAAAGGGGGAGGAAAGCGAGGAGGAAAAGGAAGGGGGGCAGGAUCCCUGGUCACUUGAGGAUGUGGACUUAACCACCGAAUUGAACCGGCAAAGCGCUCAUGGUGGGAAUCACAAGGGCUCGUCUCACGGUCGCAGAAAUGGGCAGAUUAUCAGGGAUUUGCACGGUGGCAUUGGUGUGACGGAUAUGGAUGAUGGCAGCCGAGGAUUGACUGGGGAUGGGGGGAGGGAGGAUGGUAGUAGGGAUGGGUUGAGUGAGGAGGAAGGAAGCGAGGGUGACAGGGGCGGAGGUAAAGCAAGUGCAGGCGAGAGGGGUGUGAGCGAGAGGAGGAGUGCAGAUGUGAAAGGGAAAGAUGAGGGGACGAAGGUUGAGAGUCCACAGCCCCUGUCCGCCCUUCAGACGCUGCUAAGCAGCAGCAUAGGCAAACCAAGAGCGGCUUUUGAAACGUGUCAGAAGGUGGUGCUAGUGAGUAGCAGCAUAGGCAAACCAAGAGCAGCCUUUGAGAUAUCUCAGAAGGUGUUGUUGGUGACUGGCAGUAGUCGUGGUGGCGGGAUGUUGCUGAGGAAUAAGGGGGAAGAAGAGGAAGAGGAGGAGGAGAACGAGGAGGACGGAGACGGAGUGGAGGAGGAGGAGGUGGAGGAAGAGGAAGAAGAGGAGGAUGAGGGAGAGGAAGAGGAAAGUGAGGAGGAGGAGGAGGAAGAAGAGGAUGAAGAGGAGGAAGGGGAGGAGAGCGAAGAGGAGGAAGGGAGCGCUAAGCAGCGGUCAGUGGAGGGAAGUGUCGCUGUCUCUCAACCGCCUGCCUUCCUCUCACUCACAACAGCACCUCCCUCCGUCACACCUCCCACGCUCUACAUCCAUUCUCCAACACUCCUCCCCUUCCUUCACCCCCUCGAUCCGUCUGGUCUCUUGGGCCAACACGGCUCACCGCCUCUCCUUUCGCUCCGCACUCCAAACCGAAGCUGCAGCUUUGGCAGCCGAAGGGUAUUGGAUGGGAAAGCGAGGAAGGCCGGUGGGUAUAAGGGCAGCUACCUGGACUGGGGUGUGGGGGCAAGGGGAAGCAGGGAUAUGGGUACUAAAACGGUUAAUGGUGAUGGGCUGGCUGGCGGUGGUGUGGGGACGGGUCACGUUGGUGGGGUUGGGGAGAGAACGGCAGGGGCUGCUUUGGUGAAGGUGCAGGGUGAUGGGAAAAGUGCUUUCAUGGCUGCUUUUGAGCAGCGGUUGCAGGCAGAGUUUCAGGCGAUGAGAAGUGGUGGGCAGGGUAUGGGACAUGUGGUGGUUGAAGGGGGAGAGAGGAUAAAGACGGAGAUUGGGGGAGGGGAAGGUGAGAGGGAAGGGGAUGGGAAAGGUGGGGAGAAGCGAGAGGAGAGAGGAGAGGAGUGGCGGAAAGGAGGAGUGGAGAGCGGUGGGAUGGGCAGAUGGGGUCCUUCUUAUUAUCACAUGGAUCAUGGUGCUUAUAGGCAGGGUGGUAGUGCAGAGAGGGAUGUGAUUGUAGGGAGGGGCAAGGAGGAGGGGAAAGGCGAGCAAAUGGAGAAGCGGGAGCAAAUGCCAGAAAGUGGGAGAGGUGGGGAACUGCAGUCAGGUGUUGCGACACACAGGAAGGACGAUUGGCGUGAGGAGUGGGUGAGAAGGAAGAUGAGACAGACACAGAUGGAGGUGGAAAGGGAGCGGGAGAGGGAGAGAGAACGAGAGAAGAGGAGAGCGAGGGAGGGAGGAGGUGAGGAAAAGGGCAAGCACAGGAGGAGGAAGGAGAAGAAGAGAAGCAAGAAAAGCCGGUUUGCAGAAUGGUCAUCUGAAGAGUGGAUGGGAGCAGAUGAGGGAGAGGAGAGGGGAGAGGAAGGGAGGUCCGGUGCAGGUGUAUUUGCUAAGAGAGGGGGUGAUUGGGAGGGGAAGAGAGAGCAUGAGAGAGAGCAGGAGGAGGGGAGUGAGAGUGAUUCAAGAGGUGAGAGUAGGGGGAGGAAGAAAUGGAAGAAGAAGAAGAAAAGAAGGAAGGGUGACGGGGAAGAGGGGGAUGGUAGUGGGAGCGAAGAAAGAGAAAGAGACAAGGAGGAGAAGGGUGAAGCCAGCUGGCGCGUUCCUAUUGGCACAGAGCGCCAGCUCAUGCGAUACCUUCAGAAAGCUUCAGCUGGUCCAAUCCACGGUUCAGAAGCUGGUGCUGCUUCUGCUGCUGCGUUUAGAAAAUCGAAGUCUUCUGAAUCGGUUCCGAUCCCACAUGCAGCUGGAGCGAGGAGAAAGAAAAAGUCUGUUGGUGUACAUUCAGGUGGAGCGAGGACAGAGAGGCAGAUUAUUCUGGCUACCAGGCAGGCGGAGGAACAACCAGGUGGGCUGCUGGGUCAGGGGAGUGGGGAGGAGGAGGAGGAGGUGGAGAGGGAGGAGGAAGAGGCGGAACAGGAGGAGGACGAUCAUGCGAAGAGGGAGGACGAUCAUGCGAAGAGGGAGGACGAUCAUGCGAAGAGGGAGGACGGAUAUUUGAAGCGAGAGGAAGGAGGUGACUUCGAGAGAGAGCUGGAGGGGAUGGUGUCUGCGCUGGGUGAUGGUCAUGGGGAGGGUGCGGGGAUGCAUUGGGGAAUGGAGGAGGAGGAAGAGGAGGAGAGGAGGAAAAUGCGGAAGAAACAGAAGCUGGAGGAGGGGGGCUGGGAGGAAAGACAGGAGAGGAAGGAGAGGAGGGAGCAGGAGAAGAGGGAGAAGAGGGAGAAGAGAGAGAAGGAGAAGAAGGAAAGGGAGAGGAAGCGGAGGGAGAGAUCGUCGUGUGCACGUGUGGAAUGGGGCGGAUGGGAGUGGAGAGAGCACGUGAAGCAAGCAGCACAGAGAGAAGCUCUUAAGCAACGAGCUGAGGCGUACUAUAAAGGGGAUAGAGGCGAGGGCGCGGGAGAAUGGGAAGAAGACGGCUCAGGGCCGGGCGCAGGAGCGUCCAUGCGCACACCUCGCCUGCUCUCCCGGGCCAAUCUCUCGCAAGCCAACCUCCUGGGUUCCUCUUCCCGCCUCCCUCUGUUUGCUUCUGCUGGGGGGGGUGGUGGAGUGGGGUUGCUAGGAGGAGGAGGAGCAGCAGGGGAGGAAGCAUGGGAGGGGAUGGGUACGGGCAAUAGCAUGGGGAGUGGUGCCCUCACACUAAUCGGCAGUGCAAGGAGCAGCAGGGCGUUGCUGAGGCAGCUCGCGGUGGGUUCAGAGGGGUUGGAAGGGGUGAGGUUCAAGCAGCUGAAGGGGAGGAAGAAGAACCUGAAGCUAGUGAGGAGUCGGAUACAUGGAUGGGGGCUGCUGUCCCUGGAGCGGAUCGAAGCAGGGGAUUUCAUCAUCGAGUAUACCGGGACGAUUAUCCGGCGAUCGGUGUCAGAGCUGCGGGAGAGGAUGUACGAAGCAGAUGGCAUUGGUAGCAGCUAUCUGUUUCGAGUGGACGAGGAUGUGGUGGUGGACGCCACUCGCAGCGGCGGCCUCGCUCGUUUCAUCAACCACUCGUGUGAUCCCAACUGUUACACCAAGGUGAUAGUGGCGGACGGGCAGAAGCACGUGGUGAUCUACUCCAAGCGGGUCAUCCAAGUGGGGGAGGAGCUCAGUUAUGAUUACAAGUUUCCUAUCGAGGAUGAUGCCAAGAUCCCCUGCCUCUGCCUGUCUAGAAAGUGCCGAGGCUACCUCAACUGA
Molecule: messenger RNA, 10095 nt
Organism: Closterium sp. Naga37s-1
Lineage: Eukaryota; Viridiplantae; Streptophyta; Zygnematophyceae; Desmidiales; Closteriaceae
Source: the annotation of a GenBank genome assembly